Aphanomyces invadans is the source of this 2547-nucleotide messenger RNA. RefSeq lists its product as hypothetical. The record is from RefSeq and is a predicted model, not a curated record. The transcript has 6 exons. NCBI's taxonomy places the organism in Eukaryota, Oomycota, Saprolegniomycetes, Saprolegniales, Verrucalvaceae. Bases 21 to 2318 code for a protein of 765 amino acids.
GAGGGAUCGACGACUCCGUGAUGAUGCUUGCGCCACCGGUGUCGACGGACCAGCGCCAUCAGCACGUGUCUGUAAGCGUAGCUGAAAUCCGAUACCGCAGCCAGACGAAGAAGGUCGCAGUGUACGAAGGAAUGUCCCCGGCCGAGUGCAGUGUGCUGCUUCUGGCGGCAUUUGUCGACCCUGUCACGUUGGACAAGCAAGGCAACGUGCUGGGCUUUGUGCAUCUGAAGACCAAAACGUUCUUGCCGCUUUCCCUCGCGACGGCAUUUCCUCAGCUCAUUCAGCCGAAUCACACGUACGAGCUCAUUCUGGAGAAGGAACCACCCACGCACCACGUUGAACCUUCUGUCGCCGAUGUUCCUGCAACGACCCAUCCAGAAGCGGUGCAACAUCGCACCCAUCAUGCGACGCGAUCUCAAGCAUCGUCUCCACCACCAGCAGCCCCAACCAUCCCCGCCAACCGUACGCAACGAGGACCUUCCACAACCUCCACAACUCCACAGCCCCACAACAGUGCUUUACAUCAAGACCAAGACAACUGGAGCGAAACCAUGUACAAUUUGCUCGUUCACUGGGACACCCAUCAUAACGCAGGGAACUUGCCGCUGGAGAAGCUCGAGACAUUGCUUCUGGGCCAAGAACAUCCCCAGCUGCACCAAGCUUUUCUCGCGUAUUCGUCGCCGUCGUCCGCAACCCAUCGGGACUUGGACGCUAUGGUGCAUCAAGUGCGUCGGGUGCUUGCAGUCCUCGCGCAACAGACCAAGUCGUCGUUUACGCGGGUCGUCAACCAACUGCCCCUCCUCAAACCGCACGACAUUGCGCUCAUUCAUGAGCUCUUCACGCAAGGCAAUGAAUUGGUCCUCGCGGCGUGGGAAGUGUACGAGCUGGAAGAAGACAAGGACGAGUUGGCCGAUACGUUGCUGCGAAUCGUACGGUUCAAGCGGCAGCAGGCGUCGCCCUCGUUGGAGAGCAUCUGCCGCGAAAUGGUCGAGCGCCAUUUGCUCACUCGGGCGCAAUACCAAGGGCUGUUGGCGCUGUGGGAAGCCAAGAAUGAGGCCAUGGUCGGGGCCGUCGAAGCUUUCCAUGUGGACAAGGACAUGCGCGAGCUCGUGGAUACACUGCUGCUGGUCGUCAAGCACGCUGGUCUAACGGGUGGCGAUGGCACUUUGUCGCCGCCGCCUCCGCCACACCACCAGUCGGCACGUGGGUUUCCAGAUUCCCCAGCACACGAUUCGGUGGUCGUGCCGCAAAGCCCUGAAGCCGCCCCGAGUCUAGAGGAACUGAACCCACUGUCCCCCAAACACAGCACGCAACGAAGUGGAACCUUCUCCAGCCAGGAAUCGCAACCGUCCGCUCCGCAAUCGCCGCCGUCGUACGGGACAUUUGGAACCUUGACCAGCCCGACGGCAUCUCUCGGGAAAAAAGCCGGAUCGACGACUUCACCGCCCCACGACAAACCGUCAGAUGCGCAGUCGCUGCUGGAUGUGUUGCUUCGCCAGUCCCUCCUCACUCGAGCCCAGCAUCAGUUGCUGUCGCAUGUGGCUCGUGACGACGCGCGUUUGCGCGCUGCUGUGUCUGCGUACUCGGCGUCCAACGAUCUCUGCGCGUUAGCGCAAACACUUGGGGAAUUAUACGACGUGCUGCAGUGGGAAACCAACCACGACACGAUUCUGCAGACAUGGAUCGUACCGUUGGAAGGCCAAGGGAAGGGCGAUGGACUGCGACGUCUGUGGGCUGGCCACGACCCUCGCAUGAUGGCAGCGUAUCUGGUGUUCGUACACGAUCACGACGAGCACGAGUUUGUCGACACGUUGACCCGACUGGCGGCGUUGUAUGUCCAAGAAGCGUCAACGGCCGCCGACCAAGCCGACGGACAAGAAGAGGCGAAGCAAAUCGCGUCGUCGUUGCUGGCGCUGCACUCGGCUGGCAAGUUGAGUCAAGACGUGUUGGAGGCGCUGCGAGUGGACGAUCCCAGAGUCGUCGCCGCGUUUGACGUGUUUGAAAGCUCCCAGGACGUGUCCGACCUGGUCGACACACUCAAUCGAGUCGCGUCGACAGGUCGCGCUGACGUGGUCGACUCGAGCGACGUUGCUGCAAGUGCUGGCGCGAUGGAGAAGCAAUUGCUGCAUUUUGUGUACGAACUGGACGUCCCUGCCGAAGACGUCGCCGCCCUCAAACAAGCCAUUGCCGACCACGACCCGGUUGUCCAAGCUGCGGUCGAGGUGUUUCAAGUCGACCGAGACGAGGACGACUUCAAGGACACGUUGCGACGUGUGGCGCGGCACAAGGUCGGCUCGACCGAACUGGUCCAAGAAUAGCGAGAUAACAACAUUUACAUGAAUUGCAUGCAAAGAGUUGAAACGAGAUGGCGCGUGACACAACAAGGGCUGGUGCCGCCAAAGUGGUCCUAGCAGGGUUUGCUCGAGUUUGGAUCGAUGCUGGACGUGAUUCGCGCAGCUUCGACGUUUGACGCAGCGAACAAAGCCAGAACCGUGGAAGCUGGGUCGAGGAUAGCAAACAAUGUGCCAGCUCGUUUCUGCGUCUGGC